UUGCCCCCCCGACCAUCAUGGCUCUAUGCCCGUAGUCUGCUACCCGUCCAAGGAGUCUAUCUUGAGCCCACGGCCGCAGGAGAGCAACACUGUGAUGCGCCGGACCACCGUUUUGGCCCUCUUCUCCGUGGUCCUCAUUUACCUGGUCACAGGUGCCUUCGUCUUUCGCCAACUGGAGCAGCCCUAUGAGAUCCACCAGCAGGGGAAGAUCAAAGCCUACCUGGAGCAGUUUUUAAAGCUACACCAAUGUGUAGCCGCUGAGGACCUCGAGGACCUCAUCCAGCAAGUGGGCGAUGCCAUGGGCGUCGGAGUGGAGCCUGCCAUCAACAGCACAAACGUCAACAGCUCGCACUGGGAUAUGGGCAGCGCUUUCUUCUUCGCUGGCACCGUGAUCACCACCAUCGGGUUUGGGAACAUCUCCCCCAAGACUGACCCUGGCCGGCUUUUCUGUAUCUUCUAUGCCCUCGUGGGGAUUCCUCUCUUUGGCAUGCUGCUGGCAGGAGUCGGGGACCAUUUGGGAUCGUCUCUCCGGAAAGGCAUUGGCAAAGUGGAGGACAUUUUCUUGAAGUGGCAGGUCAGUGCUACCAUUGUGAGGGUCCUCUCGGCCUUGCUCUUCAUCCUCAUUGGCUGCCUCCUCUUCGUCUCCCUGCCGACCAUCAUCUUCCAGAGGGUGGAAGGGUGGACCCUUUUAGAGAGCGUCUACUUUGUGGUCGUCACACUGACCACCAUUGGAUUUGGUGACUAUGUGGCAGGUGAUACCAAAAGCGAAGAAUACCUGUGGUAUCAGCCAUUGGUGGUGGUCUGGAUUCUGCUGGGUUUGGCCUACUUCGCCUCCAUCCUGACUAUGAUUGGCAACUGGUUGAGAGUGUUGUCCCGGCGCACGAGGGCUGAGAUGGGAGACUUGACUGCGCACGCUGCCUCCUGGACGGGCAACGUGGCCUCCCAGCUCCGUGUCCCAAACAUGGCAUUUCCAGAAAAGCUGCACAGAGUGGGCACCUUGAAAGGGAAGCCGCUGUCGCCUUCGGCCAUGUUGCAGCAGGGGGACAGCCUAGAGGUACUGCCACCACUGCCACAGCCACCACAGCAGCAAUUCUCACCGCAGCAGCAAUUGCCACCGCAGCAGCAAUUGCCACCGCAGCUGCCACCUUUACCACCCCCGCUGCUGCCACCGCCACCGCCAUCCCCGCGCCCAUCUCCAGGAACUGCACAGCGUGUGGCCCAGCUGCGGCCUAUAGACUACGCGGGUGAAAACCUGGCCUUCAUUGACGAGAGUUCGGAUGCGCUGAGCGAUGGAGGGCCGCCUUCUGCCAGGUUGCCCCGCCGCAUGCGCCCUCGGGCACGGCACCGUGCCAACACGGGCCAGCCACCGGGAUUGCCCAUGGUCCUGCUGAGCCUGACCCAGGACAAAGGUGAACCUGUCUAAGGCUAGGGCUAGGCCAAAGCCUGUCUUGGAGCAAGUUUCCGACCUCUUGGUGCAGUUCUCGUUGUUCCUCUCCUCCUGUGCCCAGCAGAGUGAAACCCAAGCGUCUCGGCUUUUGUUUCCGUGAGGUGCUAAGUGCCCGCCUUUUUGUGUGCCCUGGCACAAACCCUCUGCACUGCGGUAUCCCAUUCUAUGCUGCCAGCUGGGCUCUGUCCCCAUUUCCAGAGACACUAGGAACGCCACCCUCUUUGCUGUGCCAACCCAGUCUCUUGCUUCCAGUGGGACAAACCCUGGCAUCACCGCUCUCCUCUCCGCAUGGUGCUCCCCAACUCAGCCUUCCUCCUGGCAGCAGGAUUAUACUCCUGUUCCCCGAGCAUCACUGGAAGCCUCAUCUCAACCUGUGUGCCUGUUAUGGUUGUCCUCCUUUAAUCUUCCAGAACUGCACCUUGUGAGUGGGUGGACAGGUCAACAUCUCUCCCAUCCACUCUGGCUCCAAGCACCAGGUCUACUUCCUGUUGCAUGCUCUCCUGAUCAUCCCUGUCCCCAAGCACACACGCACAAAACUCCUCCUGCCUUGUGAGUCAAAUUAGGCAAAUAUCCACACAAAGUGUGAAUGAGUUUCAUAGCUGUUGUUCCCUUUCCCCCAGGGAAUUAUGUUAGCAUUGGGCUUUUAACAGAGUAGAUGUCUGAACAGAUGUCACCAUUGUUGAGAAGCCUCAGUGCCCUUGACAAACUACAGUUCCCAGGAUGGGGGUGGGGUGGGGAACUCAUGAUAGUAUUGCACCUGUACACUUGCUGAAAGUUUGUCACAAACUUAUGCACCUUUCCUCCCCUGCUUUGGUGUAGGGACGGAGGAGAAAUUUGGUUUCGUUCACAUCUAGAGGCCAACCUCCCAAACUGGAACUACCUGAAACUUAAAACACAACCCUCUUUGGAGAUUCACACUCCUCUGUGUUUUGCACUGCAGUUCCUCCAGCCAAGUAAUGUGUAGAAAAAUGCAUAAUUUGGGGUAAAGUAUGUGCAAAAAUGCUUAUAAGUGCUGAAAACAAAGUGCAAAAAAUGCAUUUUGUUUGGAGAAAACUGCUUUGUAAAAAUGUGUCUGUUAGGAGAAAUUCACACACAAAUGUCAGUGAGUUGUCAUGGUGACUUUUUGCAUUCCUUUUUUAAAGCAAUUGCAAAUGGAUGUAGAAAUGUGAAUAGCUAAACUUAAGAUUGGAAAAAAUAAGAAACUGAGGGAAAUCAGAAUCGACAGAUUUGCCCAUCCCUACCAUGGGGUGUCUAGGAAGGCUGUUUUGGGGUGUGAUUGCCUAAAAAAUGCCAACAACUGCAUUGGGGAGGGGUCCCUAUCCAACCCUUCCUGUGAUCCAGUCAUGUUGGAGAGGUAUGGUAAGAUUUGGGAGUGUGUGAACCCUACGGGAGCUCCCUCUUGGUUGGGCUUCCUCCAAGGGCUGUUUGGUUACAUGGGGCAAGGCUCUGCAGCCACCCCAAGCUAUAGAGAAGAGAGUGUGGGAGGAGGCUACCCUCAUCUCUCCCCAUCUUCCAUCUUUCACUUCACAAAUGUGCCUGUUCUUGACUCUGUAUAUUGGAAGUAUUUAAUUUAUUUAUUUAUUUAUAUAUUGGUCUGGUCUUCCAGAUAUUAAA
Zootoca vivipara (common lizard) is the source of this 3061-nucleotide messenger RNA. NCBI's taxonomy places the organism in Eukaryota, Metazoa, Chordata, Lepidosauria, Squamata, Lacertidae. The record is from RefSeq and is a predicted model, not a curated record.